AUAGAUCGUCACUGAGCGGAAAUGGCCUCGGAAUCCUCACUCGGUGAUCGGAAGCAAGUGAAGAAUUGAAUUUACAUGAAAACACAGCUCCACGAUAAAACAUGUCUACGAUCCGAGAAGGGCAUCUCAGAGAUCUUCCUCAUCCAAGUCUAAAUGAAGUUCUCAAAUCUAACACUUACAGCGCUAUCAAACUUCUUAAGACAGUUGGUGAAUUUGCCCACAAGGUUGCCUCCCUUAAAGAGCAGUUAGGAAACCAGCUGCUGUCUGUUGUGGAAUCAUUCCGGAAGAAGAACACUGAAAUGAAGAGAGACAGAUCUGCUUUAAGCAGUGCUUUUAGUUGCUGGGAAACCCUGCUUGGAGAAUAUGAAAAACAAGCACAGGAUAUGUUGAAGAUAUCAUCGAGUCUUGCAAGACAAGUCAAUACUGCAGCUUUUGAGGAGGUUAUCAAGAAAAAAGCUGCCACAAAGAAGAUAUUUUCGUUCAGAGAGAGUGGUGAAAAUCAGAUUGAAAAGGCGGAUGAAGUUUUACAGAAGUGUCAUAAAGAAUAUUCAGAGGCUUGUUCUAAACUAGCAAAAUUACAAAGCACUGGAGCAGAAGCAGCAAAGCAAGAACAUGUUCAGACACUGUGUCGCAACACACACAAUGCCUACGUACUUCAGCUUAAUUCUGUCAAUAACAUGAACAGGGUGUUCUACUCGUCAACACUUCCACAGAUGCUGAAUGUAAGUACUUUAAACUACAAAAGUGGCUGUAAUGUAGGUACACCUGUAGACUCAAAUAACUUCACUCUACUCUGUCAGCCUUAUAAGGUUUUGGUUUCUGAAACCCAAAUUAACUCCUCAGGCAACCACUAUCAGAUAGUCAGCAGCGUGCAAAGAUUGGAAAGCAUACAAAAUAUGUUCCAGCUCAUGAAUACUAGGGAAGAUAUCUCAACGUUUGUACAAGCUAACAACCCAGGGAAUUAUACCUCACCAGUCAAGAGUUUUCACAAACCAGAGGAGAGCCAGGCAUUGAAUGUAGUAGACAACAAGCUGUAUUUGGUGGAUGUGACAGAACCUGUCCUCAAAAGAAAAUACAUCGCUCUCCAGAUAAAGUUACGGAACUUUGAUACAUCAAUUAAAAGAGAUCAUGAGGCCGUCAAAUCCCUCAAACAGUUACAAGAAAGCUAUUCACAAAACCCAUCAUACGGAAAUGCCGCAGAAGUCGAGGAGGAUCUGUUAAAGCAAAAGAAUGAACUGAGAGUUAAAGAAUGGCUUUGUUCUGUUGCUAAGGAACAGACUAAACUUUUCACAACGGAAGUUCUAAACAGACUUCAAGUCACCGAAGAUGAUCUCCAAGAUGAAACCAUCAGUGAUGAUGAGACUGUGGCAGAAAAAUUGGACAAAAGGCAAAGUGUUGUCAGCACGAGAGGAAAGAAAAUUAGGAAAGCUGGGCAACACCAGUUUGAAGAACACACGUUUAAGAAACCAAAAUUCUGUUACUAUUGUAAAGGACUCAUAAAAGGAUUAAUUCGACAGGGUGCACGGUGUAAAGCUUGUAAAAUGAGUGUUCAUCACAAGUGCCGUGACAAUGUGCCAUACUGUCCUGGUGAUAGGUCUACAAAGGGACAGUCACUUCGGAUACAACGCAAUCAAGAUGACGAUUCAGAUGGUCCCGUGUAUAGUGAUGUUGAUGAUGCCCCUACCCCACCCCCUCACAGGAGGGCGCUGGGUCCGUCGGCAUCGUUACCCGCUUACAGGACAGAUCACGAUUUUUAUGAUGCGGUAGAGGCGAUGAUUCCGUCAUCAGGAACGAAGUGCUGUGUGGCUCUAUAUGAUUUCAAUGGCGAAAAUGACGGAGAUCUUAAGCUAUGUGCUGGGGACAAAGUCAACGUUAUUAACAGUGCGGAUGAAAAUUGGUGGGAGGGUUCAACUAAAGGUCAAACGGGGUUCUUUCCAGCUUCGUACGUACAGGUUAUUUCCCGUGAUGACGUCAUUCUUCGUUGUUUGUUCGAUUUUUCUGGUCAAGAAGGAGAUGAGUUGACGAUUCAAGCAAAUCAGAUUGUCGUUCAAGUCAGAGACGAAGGCAAUGGUUGGAUAGUUGGCAAAACGGGCUCUGUGGAGGGGGCCUUCCCAGCGUCAUACGUGGAACAGCUUCGGAAUAAUGGUCCAGAUUAGUCACAGACCACGAAAUUAAAUUAAGGGUGUUAGUGUAAUCCCAUAAGGGAUUUUAAAGCGAGACACACGAGUGUGGCAAAUGGGCAAGUAAGCAUUGCGUGUUGUGUCUGGGAAUAUUAAGUCAUUUUUGCAAUAGACAAAUUAAAAUUCAAUUCAUGGUACCAGACAUGAAAGGAUAAACGAAAUAAUAACAAGGAUUGUUUAUACUGUGAAACACUGACAACUUGACAGGUUCACCUUUAAUUUAGUGUUGUUGCUUAUUGAAGACUCGAACUGAAAGUAUUUUGAACUUCAUCAGCAAAAUAAGGGAGGAGUCGGUACUCGACUUAUAAAGUGAAUGAAAAACUCACAGGAAAGAUAGAGUUAUAGUUAGCUAGCCUGCGAGAAGGCGUCACGUUGGAGCACAAGCGCGCGCGGCGUAGCCGCGAGCGCGAAAUCGACCGGGGAAGCCGCGAGACGAGAA
Messenger RNA from Orbicella faveolata, 2619 nucleotides. RefSeq lists its product as uncharacterized. The record is from RefSeq and is a predicted model, not a curated record. NCBI's taxonomy places the organism in Eukaryota, Metazoa, Cnidaria, Anthozoa, Scleractinia, Merulinidae. Gene Ontology annotation, biological process: positive regulation of protein localization to plasma membrane; skeletal muscle contraction; positive regulation of voltage-gated calcium channel activity. Gene Ontology annotation, molecular function: protein binding.